UUAAGGUAGUUCUUUCUAAAUACACGAAGCAUUUUUCCCUCGAAAUCUAAUGGAGCAAAAGAACAAAAGCGACGAAUCAAGGCCGCCAUUGAUGGCGUUAAACCAUGUAUCAAGACUUUGCAGAGACGUCAAAAAGUCUCUCGAGUUCUACACGAAAGUGUUAGGGUUCGUGGAGACAGAGCGACCCGCGUCGCUAGACUUCGACGGUGCGUGGCUAUUCAACUACGGUGUUGGGAUCCAUUUGGUGCAGGCUAAAGACGAAGAGAAGCUACCUUCCAACACGGACCAUUUGGACCCGAUGGAUAACCACAUCUCGUUCCAGUGCGAAGACAUGGAAGCUUUGGAGAAGAGGCUCAAGGAAGUGGAUGUGAAGUACAUCAAGAGGACGGUCGGUGAGCAGGAAGACGCAGCUAUCGACCAGCUCUUCUUUAAUGACCCCGAUGGUUUCAUGGUCGAGAUUUGUAACUGCGAGAAUCUGGAGCUUAAACCGCGUGAUUCAGCUGAUGCUAUACGUCUCCCGGGUGAUCGACACGCGCCUCCUGUUUCUCUCCCUGGCUCGUCCGACCAUGCAGAUGAUACUAGGCUCCCUCAGACCAAUUCUUAAUUCUACUUGGACUCCUUUUUUUGUACUUGUUCCUGUUUUUGUCCUCAGUUACUGCUUUCUUAGUUAAUGUCGUGACCGUUAGAAACCGUGUUUGAGUUUUUGCUA
Molecule: messenger RNA, 709 nt
Organism: Brassica rapa (field mustard)
Lineage: Eukaryota; Viridiplantae; Streptophyta; Magnoliopsida; Brassicales; Brassicaceae
Source: RefSeq, a predicted model, not a curated record